Messenger RNA from Diorhabda carinulata, 3003 nucleotides. RefSeq names its product protein FAN-like. Gene Ontology annotation, molecular function: protein binding. The transcript is spliced from 12 exons. The record is from RefSeq and is a predicted model, not a curated record. NCBI's taxonomy places the organism in Eukaryota, Metazoa, Arthropoda, Insecta, Coleoptera, Chrysomelidae. Bases 205 to 2859 code for a protein of 884 amino acids.
AUACCAGUGAUGACUCUCGUGAAAAACUAACUUUUUGUUGACACAAAUUUGACGUUAUAUGAUAAUGAUCAUGAAAACAUAUUUAUAUAUAAUUUAAAAGGAAAUUACACAUAUUCAGUACUGUUUUGCCACAACAGCCAAAUGGAACAAAAUACUAGAAUUUAAUAAAUGUUGAACAUAUAAUUUUAAAUUAAUGUAGAAAUUAUGGAGAAGGAAAGAUUUUCAUUAUUACAGCUUGAUCCGGGGGAAAUAUAUUUCGAGGAUUUUAGCGCAAUUUUUAUACCACCAGACACCACACCAAAGACUUACGAUAACAAAAAACAGGAUGGAAGACUUAAAAUGUGUUCGAAAUCUUUAGUAUUUGAUCCUAAAGAUAUAUCAAAACCAAUUAUCAAAAUAUUAUUCAAAGAUUGUGUUGUUAUUGAGCAGUGGAAAGGUACGGCCAAAUUUUUAAAUAGUAAUAACAAUGUACUUAGUGUUAGUUGUAAGGAAUACGUCGAACUGUUGGAAAAAAAUAUCAUAGCGCCAUAUCAGUUCAAAGGACCAGUUAAUUUUCUAUUUUUACUUAAUUAUGCGAGUAUCGCCAAUUGCUUACCACAAAUUUGUCAGUUACACAGAGCAAGUAGUUUACCAGCAGCAGAACAGGCUGAUAUGAUUGCUGCUAUAGUACAUUCCAGACAGUCGAGAGAUUUUUUUGAUCCUCGCUGGAUGGAUUUGUAUGAAAAAAUUGUAUUAGAAUCACAAGCUGAUAAAGUAUCUCCUUUAGUUGUAAACCCUGGGCGGCUGGUUCUUACAACUUCCAAAAUUUAUUUUCAACCUUACAACAAAAUGGGAGAGUAUCCAACCAAAAUUAACCUCAAUAGUAUUAAGCAGAUUGUAAAAAGAAGAUUUUUGUUGCGACAAAUUGGAUUGGAAAUAUACAGUAAGGAAAAUUCCCCGAAUCCGCACGUUUAUUUUUCGUUUCGAAACCAAGCCCUGCGUGACGAAUUUUAUGAUAACAUGUUGAAUCAACAACAAUUGAAAUUAGAUGAAAUGCAACAGGAUGUGGUAACACUUCAAUGGCAAAACGGCAUCAUAUCUAAUUUCGAAUAUCUUCUUUAUGUUAAUAGUUUGGGAGAUAGAACUUUCAACGAUUUAACCCAAUAUCCUGUUUUCCCGUGGGUAAUUUCGAAUUACUCCGACGAUAAACUCGAUCUAACUGAUCCAUCGAACUAUCGGGAUCUUUCGAAACCAGUUGGUGCCUUAAACGAAAUCAGAUUGAAUCGUUUACUCGAUAGAUACCAAGAAAUGACAGUUAAUAAAUUUCUUUACGGUUCUCAUUAUUCAACGCCUGGUUUCGUACUUUAUUAUCUGGCUAGAUUGUAUCCGCACUACGUGUUGUGUUUACAAAGUGGAAGAUUCGAUCAUCCCGAUAGGAUGUUCAAUUCAGUCGCCGAUGCUUAUAAAAAUUGUUUGAACAAUAUGGCGGAUUUCAAGGAACUCAUACCGCAAUUUUAUGAUGUUAGCGAAGAAGGAAAAUUUUUAGUGAAUAAUAUGGGUAUUAAUUUCGGAUAUAGGCAUAACAACACUAAAGUCGGCGAUGUGGAAUUGCCUCCUUGGGCUCUAAAUAGUCCCAAACAUUUUAUAAAAACUUUGAGAGACGCUUUAGAAAACGAUAUCGUUUCGAAUAAUCUCCAUAAUUGGAUAGACUUGAUUUUCGGUUAUAAACAAAAAGGAGAAGAAGCUAUUAAAUCGAAUAAUCUGUUUUAUCAUUUAUGUUACGAAGGAGCUAUAGAUCUGGAUGCUAUAUCGGAUCUGAACGAGAGACACGCUUUGGAGGUGCAAAUAAUGGAAUUCGGACAAAUACCGAAGCAAGUAUUUAAAGUUCCACACCCGCAAAGGAAGAAUGUAUUAAUGGUACUAACGGAACCUUCCCAAAUACCAAAAAUUGAUACUGAUCUCAAUGAUAUAUGGAAACGAGCUGAAGGUCUAGAUUUAGUAACUAAUUUCAAUACGCACAAACAUACGGUGAGCAAUCUGUUUAUCAGCGAAGAUGGAUCGAAAAUAACUUCAGUCGGUCAUGAUUCGAAACUCAAAGUAUUCUCUCUGUCCCAAAAUAAACAAAUAAGGAGCGCCAAUGUUGGUCGAAUGGCAUUAAGCAGCUGUAUACAGUUACCUAAUGCAAAUGUUUUGAUUAUCGGUAGCUGGGAUAAUGAAAUUUAUUUGUAUGAUAUGGAUUACGGCAAAGUUUCGGAUAAAAUUGUGGCUCAUCAAGAUGCUGUCACUUGUUUAUGUUUGGAUAUAAAAACUAAUGUUGUGAUAUCCGGUAGUACGGACUGUACCGUCAAAAUAUGGAAUGGAUUAAACAAUAAUAAGUUCAUCCAUUGUUUAAAAAAUCAACUCGAACAUAAUUCAGCCAUUAAUUGUUUGAGCUUGAACAGUAACAACAACAAUUUGGCCGUUGGUACGGAAGACGGAGAUUUAUAUAUAUGGGAAACAAUAAAUUUCACCCUAUACAAAAAAUACAAUCAUUCUACCAGUAUUACCGCUCUUAGUUAUAGUCCGGACGGACUGAAAUUAGCCAUAGGUACUUCGGAUAAGGUGUUUAAAAUUAUCGACGUCGAUACGGGUCUAUCCGUAUUUAAUAAAACUCUAAAUUCAGACGUUACGGCUUUAAAAUGGAGCGAUCAUUUACUUUUAUUAGGUUGUGGCGAUGGUAUUUUAUCUAUUUGGGAUAUAUUUGAGGUUAAACUCAUAUUCGAAAUUGCAGCUCAUUCCGGUGCAAUUAAAACUGUGGAUAUCCCAACGACAAAAGACUUGAUAGUAACAGGUGGGCAAGACCGUUCGAUAAAAGUAUGGAAACCGAAAGUUAAUAAUUAAAUUUUUAUUAUUCUUAUUUUUUAUUAUUAAGAACAAAAAUAAAGUAUUUCAAAAGUGCAGUUUCAGAUCCUAUGCUUUGUGAUAUUUUUUUAGUAAAUCUGUUUUUAUAUAUUUUACCAAGUUGAAUAAAACCUUUUCAAUUUA